Molecule: messenger RNA, 1431 nt
Organism: Necator americanus (New World hookworm)
Lineage: Eukaryota; Metazoa; Nematoda; Chromadorea; Rhabditida; Ancylostomatidae
Exons: 14
Coding region: 1-1431 (476 amino acids)
Source: RefSeq, a predicted model, not a curated record
AUGCUCGUCGUUUGCUCUAUUGCACUUGGGGUACUGGCUUUUCCUCCGACUCUUUCUUACAAUGACGUACGCCUGGAACCGAUGUGCAAAGGUGGAAGGUAUGAUAAGAAGUACAUUCGUGGCAAGGUUCUCGCAAUCAUCAACGAACGUCGCGGUGAUUUGGCAGCGGGAUGGGAAGCAAAUGGACCAUUUAACGGGAAAAGCUAUGGAAAGCAACCGCCCGAAGCAGAGGCUAUGAACAAAAUGGAGUACAGCUGCAGCCUUGAGAGGAUGGCUUUCGCUUUGUUGGAUCAGUCUUGCUCGACCAACACCCCUACCGCUCCUAACGGAAUGACAGCCUUAUUCUACCACGAUGAUGCAAAGCACAACUUUGAUUUGAUGAGCGCAAUCUGGAAAUGGGAUUCACAGAUCGAGAAAUUUACAAUCAGUGACGAAGCUAUUACCGACGAACAAGUUGUAUACAAAAACAAGGAUCAUAAUUUAUGGGAGUAUUUGAACUUAAUGAGAGACACCACCUCAGAAAUGGGAUGCGCGGAGAUAACUUGCAGAGAUGGAGAUUUGCGGAAAUACAGAGCUGUUUGCCUACUCAAUAACAGCCCUCUCAAGGAUGGUGAUGUCGUCUACAAAGCCGGAAAUGGUGGUUGCAAUACGCUAGAGAAAUGUCGACGAGGUGGCCUUUGCGAAUUUGUUGAAUAUUGGAUGUGUCAUCGUCAUUUGCAUUCAAUCAUGCUCUUCAUCUCUUCUGUUGCAGUUGGGAUACUGCUUUCUUUCCCGACUCUUUCUCUAAGUGACGUACUCACGAAACCAGUGUGCAAAGGUGACAAGGAUUAUGAGAGCAACAUUCGUUACAGUGUUCUGGCGAUAGUCAACGAACGUCGCGGUACUUUACUAUCAGGAUGGGAAAUAAAUGGACCACCGUACGGGAGCAUACAUCAAAAGCUGCUCCCAGAAGGAGAAACUAUGAACGAAAUGGAGUACAGCUGCAGCCUUGAGAGGAUGGCUUUCGCUUUGUUGGAUCAGUCUUGCUCGACCAACACCCCUACCGCUCCUAACGGAAUGACAGCCUUAUUCUACCACAGUGACGCCGAGGGCUACUUUGGUUUGAUGAGCGCAGUCUUGGACUGGGAUUCACAAAUCAUGAGAUUUGCAAUCAGUGACGAAGCUAUUACCGACGAACAAGUUGUAUACAAGAACAAGGAUCAUAAUUUAUGGGAGUAUUUGAACUUAAUGAGAGACACCACCUCAGAAAUGGGAUGUGCGGAUAUAACUUGCAGAGAUGGAGAUUUGCGGAAAUACAGAGCUAUUUGCCUACUCAAUAACAGCCCUCUCACGGAUGGUGAUGUCAUCUACAAACUUGGAGAUGGUGGUUGCAACAGAAACGGGAUUUGCCGAAAAGGUGGCGUUUGCGAUUGGGCUGACUUCUGUGAUUAG